CUCCGCCACCGCCCCUGAAGAGGGAGGGGAAGGCAGCGCUGCCAGGCGGGGCUGGCAGCAAGAUGGCGCCGGCGGUGCGGGGGCUGAAGGGCUUCGUAUGGCAGAAGCUAAAAUCAGCAGUAUUUGAUGACUUUAGAAAAGAGGAAGAAUGGAAGAUAAUGCUUUUAGAUGAUUACACUACUAAAUUACUGUCAAUGUGCUGCAAAAUGACUGAUCUACUGGCAGAGGGUAUCACAGUGGUGGAGAAUGUGUAUAAAGACCGUGAGCCUGUCCCACACAUGAAAGCAAUAUAUUUAAUAACUCCCACCAAAAAGUCUGUAGAUGGACUGAUUGAUGACUUCAUCUCUAAAUCAUCCAGCAGAUACAAAGCAGCAUACGUGUAUUUCACUGACUUUUGUUCUGACAGCCUCUUCAAUAAAAUUAAGUCUUCAUGUGCAAAAUCAAUAAAGAGAUGCAAGGAGAUCAACAUUUCCUUCUUCCCUUAUGAGUCUCAGGUAUUUACUCUCAACAUCCCAGAUGCAUUCUACCGCUGCUACAGUCCAACUCUGGAAAAGACAAAGGAUAAAGAUGCUGUACUGCAAGUAAUGGCUGAACAAAUUGUUACCUUAUGUGCCACACUAGAUGAGAAUCCAGGAGUACGAUAUAGAAGUGGACUAUCUGAUAGAGCCAGCAAACUUGCACAGCUUGUUGAAAAAGCUCUUGAAAACUACUACAGAACAGAUGAGAAAAGUCAAAUAAAGGCUAAAACCCACUCCCAACUAAUAAUAAUUGAUCGUGGCUUUGACCCUGUAUCAACUGUACUCCAUGAGCUCACCUUCCAGGCAAUGGCAUAUGAUCUGCUACCCAUUGAAAAUGAUACUUACAAAUACAAAACAGAAGGCUCUGGUGGGAAGGAAAAGGAGGCAAUUUUGGAGGAAGAUGAUGACCUGUGGGUGAAGAUGCGGCACAAGCAUAUUGCAGAUGUGAUAGAAGAAAUACCAAAACUUCUGAAAGAAGCUUCAUCAAAAACAAAAGCAGCAGAAGGAAAGUUAUCCAUAUCUGCUCUGUCCCAGUUGAUGAAGAAGAUGCCACUGUAUCGUAAAGAGAUUAGUAAGCAAGUUGUGCAUCUUAACAUAGCAGAAGAUUGCAUGAGCAAGUUCAAAUCUAACAUAGAAAGGCUCUGUAAAACUGAACAGGACUUGGCUCUUGGAACUGAUGCAGAAGGUCAAAAAGUAAAAGACUCUAUGAGGGUCCUCCUUCCAGUUCUGCUUAACAAAAGUCAUGACAGCCAUGACAAAAUCAGAGCUAUUCUCCUGUAUAUCUUUAGCACAAAUGGAACUACCCAGGAGAACUUGGACAAGCUGAUCCAGAAUGUACAAAUAGAAAGUGAUAGUGAUAUGAUAAGAAAUUGGAAAUACCUUGAUGUUCCUGUUAUCUCUUCAUUUGUUGCUCAGCAGCAUAAAUAUCCAAGAAGGGACCGCUCUAAAGAAGAAACCUUUCAGCUUUCUAGGUGGACUCCUGUUAUCAAAGAUGUUAUGGAGGAUGCUAUAGAAAACAAAUUAGAUUCAAAAGACUGGCCUUAUUGUUCCCGGUGUCCUCCCACUUGGAAUGGUUCAGGAGCAGUGAGCGCACGCCAGAAACCUAGAGCGAGUUACAGGGAGGAGCGGAGGAGCAGCGCGAGGCUGAUUAUAUUUGUGAUUGGAGGAGUCACACACUCGGAGAUGCGCAGCGCUUACGAAGUGUCUGAGGCCUACAAGUCCUGUGAAGUUGUUAUUGUUUCCUCACAAACUUUUACAUCUGCCUGUGCUUUACCUUCAGUGCUACUUGCUACUCUCACUGCUUUUGGAAGUAGGAAAGCUGACAAACUAGUGCAAAAUUGCUCACUUUGGAAGGAAGAUAAAUAUUAAAAAACCCCAACAAUCCUAAUCAAAAUUCCACCCAAAAAACUAAGCAAAUAAACCUCAAACCACUUUUUCAAUGUAGCUCAGUUGACUUUGCAACAUUUUCUAGUUUCUGUUGUGGCUACUUGAGAGGCUUUGCAUAAACCAUGCAGUGAUUAACUGCUUGUGUCCUGAAAACUCCCCUUCUUAAGAUUUGGCAAUUGGCAGCUGGUGUAGUAAUCUCCCAGCACCUUAGAGGUAGUAAAUGCUUGUUCAUUAGCUGCUGUGCUUCAAAUGAAUUUUAAAUGGCAUUACAGGAAAUAAUUAGGUGCUAAAACAUGUACAUAUAUAUGAUAGAACAGAGCUCCUAGAUACAGAACCUUACCAAAGACCUGUGUCCAUCUGUGGGGCCAGCUGAUGGCUGGGUGCAGGGUCAUCUAAAGCAUUCUAAAUUGCUUGAGAUGUUUACAUCUGGCAUUUAAACUUAGUCUUGAGUUUCAGAUGGAAGCUAUCUACCAUCUACCAUGAUUUUAAAUAAAUACCCUUCCUUAAAACAAUGACAACCUUGAUUCUGAGAUCUAGAGUCUGUUGCCUCAAAACGUUCAGGGGUAUUGUAAGUGCAUUUAUGUGUGGUUGGAGUUUUUUUGGUUUAUUUUUUAUUUGCUGGUUUCCUUGGUAGUGGUUGAGGUAGGUUUAAUGCUGGUUCUAGUUUUGAGUAGGAAUGGAAAGACCAGGACAACAGGAAUGUAGUUUAACAAGAUUAUUUGUUCAUCUGACACUUGUUUACAACACCAUGUUUAGUGUAGGUUACUCUUUCACUGUGGUAUCUGGCACUCACCACAGCACCAUCUUCCCUUUUGUUUAGAGAUGAUUCUUGUAGUUUUGUUUGUAAUUCUCAUUUCUGAGGGGAGGUGAUACUUGCCAAAUUUCCAUAUGGAUUACUGAAAGAUUAAAAUUUGGCUGUGUUCCUGAUUCAGAACUCAAAGAAUAUUAGCCCAUUCAGAGUGACACUACUUGUUGCCUUCAGAACUGUAGGGUGACCCUUCAUGGCAGAAUUUAUAAUCACUCUCUAUGAGAAUAAGAGAGGUAGUUGCGAACUACUGAAGAAUAAUAAGGAUUUUCUUUGCUGCUCAAGACUUGGAUUUUGUUUUUUCAAGGAAAUGUUAGUCAGUAACAGCCAGUUUUCUGUAACUGGUAUUUUUAUGGAACACAUUGUUUGUGAUAAUCUUGAAUCCAGAUAGUUUCUUGAUUCUAAGGUAAAGCCUCUCAUUCAUUAAUUCACUCUUUCACAGAAUGGCAGGUUUCUUGCAGGCUGGGACAAUUGAGUACAGUAAAAGUGGCCCAGGUUCAAGCCUGUCUUUCAAACAGGGCAGAGCACGACUUGAAAGUUGUAUUCAAAGUAAGAAUCCUGAUCUGAAUGUUUGAGUGUGGGAAGAGGGACAUGGUCUAUGUAAUGGUGACACUUACAUGAUGGUGCUUUAUAUGAAAACACUUUGAACUGUUGUACUUGUCAGUUUUCCAGGUACAGUAAAAAACACUGGCAUGUAACUCAUGUUUUAAAGAGAGAAUGUCUGAAAGUCAGAAUUUGACUGAUACAGUUCAUACUUAUGUUCUCU
Molecule: messenger RNA, 3475 nt
Organism: Corvus hawaiiensis (hawaiian crow)
Lineage: Eukaryota; Metazoa; Chordata; Aves; Passeriformes; Corvidae
Gene: STXBP3
Product: syntaxin binding protein 3
Exons: 19
Coding region: 63-1886 (607 amino acids)
Biological process (GO): intracellular protein transport; vesicle-mediated transport; neurotransmitter secretion
Cellular component (GO): secretory granule; plasma membrane
Molecular function (GO): syntaxin binding
Source: RefSeq, a predicted model, not a curated record